Molecule: messenger RNA, 717 nt
Organism: Emys orbicularis (European pond turtle)
Lineage: Eukaryota; Metazoa; Chordata; Testudines; Emydidae
Gene: DRAM1
Product: DNA damage regulated autophagy modulator 1
Exons: 7
Coding region: 1-717 (238 amino acids)
Biological process (GO): regulation of autophagy
Cellular component (GO): lysosome
Source: RefSeq, a predicted model, not a curated record
AUGCUGUGCUUCAUGCCGGGGGUGGCCUUCAUCCCCGCGCUGCUCGUCUGCUGGUCCUCGGCCGCCUUCAUCAUCUCCUAUGUGAUCGCCGUGCUAGGGGGGCACGUGGAGCCGCUCGUCCCCUACAUCAGUGACACAGGAACAAAACCUCCAGAAAGUGGCAUCUUUGGGUUUAUGAUUAAUAUUUCAGCAUUUUUAGGUGCAGCUACAAUGUACAUCAGAUAUUUAAUAAUAGAGAAGCAAAAUGAAUCAUCAAAUUUUAUGAGUCCUUCAUGUAACUUAAUUGCAUUAUGUAUUGGAUUGCUGGGCUGUAUUGGAAUGGGCAUUGUUGCAAAUUUUCAGGAGUUAUCUGUUCCCAGCGUCCAUGAUGGAGGAGCUCUUGUGGCUUUUGGCUCUGGUGUUGUUUACAUUGCACUUCAGUCUGUCAUCUCUUUCAAGUCAUGUCCACAAUGGAACAGUCACUGUACAUGUUAUAUAAGGAUGGCCAUCUCUAUAGUGUCGUGCAUAGCUGUCAUUCCCAUGAUUGCAUGUGCGUCAUUAAUUUCCAUAACAAAAGUUGACUGGAUUCCAGGUGAAAAGGAUUAUACUUAUCAUUUUGUGAGUGCAAUCUGCGAAUGGACAGUGGCCUUUGGUUUUAUCUUCUUCUUCUUAACCUUCAUUAGAGAUUUUCAGGGAGUUACCUUAAGGAUAUUAACAGAAAUACAUGAAGACUUCUGA